Hydatigera taeniaeformis is the source of this 1179-nucleotide messenger RNA. NCBI's taxonomy places the organism in Eukaryota, Metazoa, Platyhelminthes, Cestoda, Cyclophyllidea, Taeniidae. The record is from the annotation of a GenBank genome assembly.
UAUCUGCGAUCAAUACCAGGCGGCACCUCCGCCUUACGCAAUCGUUAUGCGUCAAGCAGCACAAACAAGGCUCAAUCUCGUCGACGGCCCAUGAAUAAGUUAACUGCUUCACAUUCCCUGGACUCUGCUACUACCACUACAAUGAGCUGUACCCUUUUGCACCAUCCCUUACCCAAUAAAGCCUUCCCUUUUCUUCCCGACGGUACGGCCUACCUACUUUCUGAUGAGCAGCAUCGAGCUGUGGAGCAGUCGCUCUGCACUACCAAGUUGCUGUUGCAUCGACUCAAGCGCCUUCUUGUUGAGGUGAAGUGAAUGAUUCCCAUCAAAAUUGGACGGCAAUUAUCAAGCAAUGGAGUCCUGUACUCAUUGUUGUCCUUGCGGUGUUUUCGAGCUCUGCAUGUCAGUUUGAAUCCCAUUUACUCGGUGUCGCGUUUAAAACCGUUUCGUAAACCUCCCCCAACUGAGGGAGGCGUGGUGCCUGGUAGCAGUGUUGAAGGCAUCCGGACACGAAGUAUUGAUAUGGAUCAAGCGAAGGUGGACCUUCUCACAAAACAUCUCGGCCAUCCAGAUGACUGGCAACUAAUCUAUCGUCUACGAGCUAUGCCUAUUGCUCAGGCUCUUUCCAGACUCAAACUCUUUCUCACUUUCGCAUUGCUUGCGGGAGCAUCGGCAUCCACAGUUGGUCACCUCUUUGAUAAGGUCGAUGUGCAGCUUUGCCAGUUCCUUCUUGCUGCUUCACUUUUCUCUCUGUGCACGCUAUGUGCUUUCAGCUUCUACUCAACCAAGGUCGUUGGUGUGGUAAGUUGUUCACCCUCACUACUAUCAUUAGAUUUGGACUUUAAUUGUCCAAAAAAGUUCACUCAUAAGUUGCUCUUUGCGGACAAUUUUCUUUCCACCAUAAAGGUGAGUCUGAACAAGUCGACUGGAUUGCUUCGCCUAGGUCUGCUCACCUUUUGGGGCAAGCGACACAACAUACUUAUUCGUCCCGAACAACUCCUUCCGGCUACAGAUCUGUCCAACAGCAACAACAAACGCACUGUUUGUGUGGGCCUUACUGGAGACAUUUUGAAUCCUAAGUACAGUACAAUCCGAUUUUUGUAUGUUUCCUCCGUGACUGGCCAGAUUGGAGAUCGUGAUUUGUUUGAAAAACACAUCGGAAGAAUGUGGCAGCACUUGUAA